Manduca sexta (tobacco hornworm) is the source of this 1306-nucleotide messenger RNA. RefSeq names its product 15-hydroxyprostaglandin dehydrogenase [NAD(+)]. The record is from RefSeq and is a predicted model, not a curated record. The transcript has a single exon. The coding region runs from base 85 to 936 and encodes 283 amino acids. Lineage: Eukaryota; Metazoa; Arthropoda; Insecta; Lepidoptera; Sphingidae. Gene Ontology annotation, cellular component: cytoplasm. Gene Ontology annotation, molecular function: oxidoreductase activity, acting on the CH-OH group of donors, NAD or NADP as acceptor.
UCAGUAUCAGUACAAAAAAUUACUACCUACGUUGUGGACCUAAAGUGAGUAAUUGAAGCUAAUUGACUUGCAAUCGAUUCAAUCAUGUACGUAGUUGUAGUAAUUCUCUGCCUAUUAGUGACACAAAAUCAUGUAAAGGCAGAAUCAGAAAUAGACCUUAAAGAUAAAGUUACUGUUGUAACGGGCGCUGCAAGGGGCAUCGGUCGGGCCAUCGCUGACAAUUUACUAAAAGAAGAAGUGGAAGUCGUAAUUAUCGUCGACAAAAACCUAACACAAGGAUUAGUGACAGAAACUGAAUUCAAAUCUAAAUAUGGUGAAGAGAAGGUAUGGUUUAUUCACGGAGAUGUCACUACUGAUUUGGACUGGGUAUUCGAAAUAAUAUUUGAGAAAUAUGAGUACGUUCACAUCCUUGUAAACAAUGCAGGUAUAAUAAAGGAAAGUGACCCGGAGUUAAUUUUAAUGACGAAUAUGGUGGCACCUGCACUGUGGUCACAGAAGUUCUACGAUGUCAUGAGGAAAGACAAAGGGGGCAAAGGAGGGAUAAUUCUAAAUAUAGCAUCUAUCGAAGCCUACGUAAAGGACCCAUUCUUCCGCGCUUACAAAACAUCUAAGUAUGGCGUACUUGGUUUAAGUGUGGGUUUGGGUCACGAGUGGAAUUAUAUGACUAGUGAAGUGAAGGUCAUACCUUUGUGCCCGGGUUUAACCGACACAGAUAUGGCAAGAGAAGAGCUGAAUAGUGGUGAGCCAUCGGAGUGGGAAAUCAUUGCUAAAUACGUAGAUACUAUGACGAUGCAAUCAGCGGAUGUUGUCGGACAGGCCGCUGUGACGUUGUGCAAAACUGGCAAGACUGGCACAGCAUAUACCAUUGAGGCAGACAAAUUAACUGUAUCACCGUACAUCUAUAACGUCACAGCAGAAUUUUUACUUAGUCUGUAAUAAAAAUUGUCUUCAAAUCAUUUGUAUCGAAUUAAAGUAAUAUAAUUGUUAUAAUGUAAUAAAAAUGCAAUAGCUAUUUGAUACUGUUAUCAUUGAAGCAAUUUAUACACAUGACUGACGAGUCAAGAAAUGUACUCGCUUGAUGUUAAGCUCCAGGCCGCCCCUUGAACAGGAGCAACAUUACUCAGAGAUGGUGACAACGAAUUAACUAUAUUGCUUUCGUCACUCUAAUCUUCGUCCAUAUUGGUUAAUUACACCAGAUACUUACUAAUUGUACUUGUAUACUUCGAGGUGUUACUAGAAUCCAAUGUUCCAAACCUUUUAUGUUCGGUGAUAUUCUUUUAAAAAAAUACAUAUUUACCGCACUUUA